This is a messenger RNA of Motacilla alba alba, 1506 nucleotides long. RefSeq names its product proline-rich receptor-like protein kinase PERK2. Lineage: Eukaryota; Metazoa; Chordata; Aves; Passeriformes; Motacillidae. Bases 1 to 1017 code for a protein of 338 amino acids. The record is from RefSeq and is a predicted model, not a curated record. The transcript has 2 exons.
AUGGCGGAGCUUCUGCUUUGGCGGUGGGAGCAUUUUGGAGCCUCCCCAGAGCCGGCAGGAGACGACCCUGUUCAGGGACAAAAGCUGCUGUUUUUUUCUGCCUCCGAGUCGUGGGGGGGUGAAGCUUUGCUCACACUUGAAGAAAAAGUUUUUUCUACGCCUUUGGAAAAAAAAAGUUUUUUCUACGCUCUCGUGGAACCGUUUUUUUGCCCCCCUCCUUUCUCGCUGGGGGGCGGCUGGGCGCCUCCGCCUUUCUCUCUGCCCCGCCCAGCCCCGCGGGUCCCGCUCCGGCGGGCUGUCCCGCCGCCGCCUGCGCCGGCCGCGGCCGCGGCCCUGACGCCUCCCGGGCCAGCCCCGGCCACGGCCCCGCCGCGUUCCCCAGCGGAGUUUGUCAGCGUUCCUCUCCCAGAAACACUGCCUCCCGCGACUUCAUUCCAGUUGCCGGGCAACGCAAGCGGCGAAAAACACCCGCCUGUCUCGGAGAGGGAGCACGGCCCCGCGGCCACGCCGCGCCCCCCGCCAGCUGUCCCGCCGCCUCCCCUGCCUGCUCCUGUGCAGCUGAUCCCAGAACCACGACCAGAAGCGGCUGCCGUCUCCCUGCCUGCUGUGCCUGCACUCUCUGCCAACCCGAUUCCAGUGCAAGAUGAUGCCGAAGCGGCCGCGGUGGCCCCACCAGCUGUCCCAGCAGUCCCGCCACCCCUGAUGCCCCGGGCGGUGGAUGCUGAGGUGUCUGCGACCGAGCCAGCGCCCCCCGCGAGUUCAGACCAUUCCGAGGCCACUGCUGCGGCUGGGACGGUGGUGUCGGCGACCCGCCUCUCUCUCCAUGGGCAGUUCUUUUUUUCAACUUUCUGCGAGCUUCUUUCAGGACCAAAAGGACUUUCAGAGAUGUCAAAGAGGAACAUCUUCAGUCCAUGGACACUUUCUCCUGAAUCUCAGCUGUUUGGACUUGAAACAAUGGACAUUCUUUGCAUGGAUUUUUGCAUUUUCUUAUAUUGUAAGAUUGUUUUAGUGAUAUAAUAGAAUUUGAUAUUCUACAGGUGAAGGAUUUCUUUGAUCAUUCCACAUCAGCAGUGAUUGAGGUUUCAAUUGGUAACAGAUAAACCUCAUGAUGAGUGUUUGUUCUCUCUUCUGCAAGAGCAUAGCAGAGGAAUUUACAAACACCAUUUUUCUUUUUAAUUAAUUAUAUAAAGAAGGGUGAAAUGUAGUUAUGAUAUUUUAUGAAAAUCCCUUUGCUAGGAUUUUCUUCUCCUGAGAAGCUGAGAGGGCCUCAGCUUCAAAUGUAAACAAUUUGUUAUCUGCUACUGUGGAAUGCAGCAGGUGCCUUCUUGAUUAGUCGAUGUGGGAUGCUUCUACUUGGCAACCAAUCCAGGAGGCAGCAACUCUCGGACUCUCUGGGAGUCACAGAACUUUAUUAUUCAUUCCUUUCUAUUCCUGUCUCACCUUCUGAUGAAUCUUUCUCUCUGUUCUUUGUAGUAUAGUUAUAGUGUGGUCUUUUUUUAAUGUAAU